Molecule: messenger RNA, 252 nt
Organism: Punctularia strigosozonata HHB-11173 SS5
Lineage: Eukaryota; Fungi; Basidiomycota; Agaricomycetes; Corticiales; Punctulariaceae
Exons: 6
Coding region: 1-252 (83 amino acids)
Source: RefSeq, a predicted model, not a curated record
AUGUUGAUCCUUUGCGCGGCUAUGCCACAAAAUGUGCUGUGGAUCGCAGUUGACAUGUUCUACGCCAAGAUAUGCUCGAACAGCCUGUUUGCGUCUUUGAACGCUGCGCGACGUUACGCUCAAGUCCCGGAAACGCGCCCUGCGCGAGGUAUAGUACGGAAGCUCAUCGCGGCACCGCUGAACGGUUCCGAGACCGAAGUAUCGGUGGAUAGCGCAUCCAUGGUUUCAAAUAGACCCGUGAUGGUCGCCUAG